AUGGGCAUAACGCCAGAUCGGGCCCAGCGAUCUCCGUUGAAAUCGUCAAUGUACUCGAUGAAGAAUUGCGUCAAGAAAAGCGAAAUGGCCCCCCGGGGCCCCUCCCCGGAGGGCGGCGGGGGCGGGCGCGGGCCGGCGGGGGCGCCCCCCCCUCCCCCCCCCCCCCCCGGGGGGCGGCGGGGGCGGGCGCGGGCCGGCGGGGGCGGAGGCGGGGCCCCCCCCGGGGGCGGCGGGGGCGGGAGCGGGCCGGCGGGGGCGGGGGCGGGGGCCCCCCCCGGGGGCGGCGGGGGCGGGCGCGGGCCGGAGGGGGCGGAGGCGGGCCCCCCCCCGGGGGCGGCGGGGGCGGGCGCGGACCGGCGGGGGCGGGGGCGGGGGCCCCCCCCGGGGGCGGCGGGGGCGGGCGCGGGCCCGCGGGGGCGAGGGCGGGGGCCCCCCCCGGGGGCGGCGGGGGCGGGCGCGGACCCGCGGGGGCGGGGGCCCCCCGGGGGCGCCGGAAAAGCGAUCUUUUUCUCUUUUCUUGGUCUGUUGCGUUUGCCCACCGAUAUGCGUCCACGUUGA
Molecule: messenger RNA, 558 nt
Organism: Closterium sp. Naga37s-1
Lineage: Eukaryota; Viridiplantae; Streptophyta; Zygnematophyceae; Desmidiales; Closteriaceae
Source: the annotation of a GenBank genome assembly